UGUCCUCAUUUGUGUCUGAGGCAUCCAUGACUUUGGCAACGUUAUGCAACACACAACUCGCCAUAAAGAAUAUUCAGACCUUCUGAGGGCUGUAUUGUAAAAUUCCACCUGACUUAUGCAAACAUCUGAAGUGUAUUUUCAGCAUUCCAAACAUCCUCUCUAUUGGGCUACAGUGCAUGUUUUUGUGAGUUUCUGAUUGAAUGACUAUUCACACACUCUAUUAUAUUAUCUUCAGCCGUGUCUUUAAAGGUUAGCCAUUGUCCCCUAACAGCCACCCCUCCAGGAGGGGGAUUCCCCUAGAAGACUGCAGUCUCUCCUGCGCACUUUGAUGAAGCUGAAGAAGGACAAAAAGUUGAAACAGUUUCAGAGCCAUCUGAGUCAGGAUUGUCCAGAAUGCUUAAAGAGUCUGUCUGAAGAUCCUUCUGUACCGGCUAAGUUUAUGAAGAUGAAGGAAUUGUUCAAGAGUCAUCAAAUUGCUGAUUACCCAGAAUGCACUGAGAGAGAGCCGGAGGAUCCUGAGGCCCUGUACAUAGUUGAGAAGAUGCUGGAGACCUGUGGCAGUGAGAGGUCUCUGAAGAUCACACUCCACAUCCUGAGGAACAUGAAGCAGAAGGAUCUCGCCGACUCACUGGAGAGAGGUGAGCACAAUGAAUCCUUAAAAAGAGCCCAGCAGGCACUGAAAAUGCAUCUGAAGCAGAAGUUUGAAUGCAUAUUUGAAGGUUUAGCGAAGCAGAGCAACCCAACCCUUCUGAAUGAGAUCUAUACAGAGCUCUACAUCACAGAGGGGGGAAGUGGGGGGGUCAAUAAUGAACACGAGGUUAGACAGAUUGAGACAUCCAAGAGACAAACCACACAGGAGACUACAAUCCUCUGCAAUGACAUCUUUAAGCCUUUACCUGGACAAGAGAAACCCAGAACUGUGCUUACAAAGGGCAUCGCUGGCAUUGGGAAAACCGUCUCUGUGCAGAGGUUCAUUCUGGACUGGGCAGAAGGGAAAGCCAAUCAGGACGUUGAUUUCAUCUUCACUCUUCCUUUCCGAGAUCUGAAUUUGAAGAAGGAAAGAGCAUUCAGUCUGAUGCAACUUCUGCAGCACUACUUUCCACAACUGAAAGAGAUCAAAAGUGUUGAAGGUGAUGAAGUCAAAGUGGUGUUUAUCUUUGAUGGUCUGGAUGAGUGUCGACUUCCUCUACAUUUCCAAAGCAAUGAGAUCUGCUGUGAUAUAACAGAGUCAUCAUCAGUGGAUGUGCUGCUGACCAACCUCAUUAAAGGGAAUCUGCUUCCCUCUGCUCUCCUCUGGAUCACCUCCCGACCAGCAGCAGCCAAUCAGAUCCCUUCUGAGUGUGUCCACCAGGUGACAGAGGUACGAGGGUUCAAUGACCCACAGAAGGAGGAUUACUUCAGGAAGAGAAUCAGAGAUCAGAACCAGGCCAGUAGAAUUAUCUCACACAUAAAGUUAUCCAGGAGUCUCUACAUCAUGUGUCACAUACCAGUCUUCUGCUGGAUUUCUGCUACUGUUCUGGAGACAAUGUUAGUUAAAGUAGAGAGCGGUGAUCUGCCCAAAACUCUGACUGAAAUGUAUACACACUUUAUGCUCAUUCAAGCUAAUGUGAAGAAUCAGAAGUAUCAUGGCGCUGAUGAGACAGACCCAAAGAAGAUGUCAGCAUCAGAUACAGAAAUCAUCCUGAAACUGGGGCAGCUGUCUUUUCGACAGCUGGAAAAGGGCAAUCUGUUAUUCUAUGAAGAGGACUUGAGAAAGAGUAGCAUUGAUGUCAGUGAAGCUUCAGUGUACUCUGGGGUGUGCACAGAGAUCUUUAAAGAGGAGUGUGGGUUGUAUCAGGAGAAGGUGUACUGCUUUGUGCAUCUGAGCAUUCAGGAGUAUCUGGCUGCCUUGUUUGUAUUUCAUUCAUGUGUAAAUGAGAACAGAAAUGUACUCAGAGCAGAAGAAUCAAAACUUCACAGUGACAGAGUGCAGCUGUCUGAGUUACACAGGAGUGCAGUGGAUCAGGCCUUAGAGAGUAAGAAUGGACACCUGGACCUUUUCCUCCGAUUCCUUCUUGGCCUCUCUCUGGAGUCCAUUCAGUCUCUCUUAGGAAGACUACUGACACAGACUGGAAAUAGAUCAACUGUACCAGACCAACAGACACAGACAGGAAGCAGAUCACCUGUACCAGACCUACAGGCACAGACUGAAAGCAGAUCACAGUGCAUUGAGAAAACAGUCCAGUACAUUAAGGAGAUGAUCAGAGGGGAAUCUUCAGCAGAGAGGACCAUCAAUCUGUUCCACUGUCUCAGUGAAAUGAAUGACAACUGUCUAGUGGAGGAAAUCCAGAAUUCCCUGAGAUCAGGGAAACUUUCGGAUAAAGAGCUGGAACCAGACCAAUGUUCAGCUCUAGCCUUUGUAUUACUGAUGUCAGAGGAGGUCCUGGAUGAGCUAGACUUGAAGACCUACAACACAUCAGCAGCAGGUCAUCAGAGACUGCUACCAGUAGUCAGGAACUGCAGGAAGGCCAUACUGAACAGCUGUGACCUCACAGAGAAGUCCUGUGAUAUUGUGGCCUCAGCUCUCCAGUCUUCAAACUCACCCCUGACAGAUCUGGAACUCAGCUACAAUAACCUGGGAGAUUCAGGUGUGGAGCUGCUCUGUGCUGGACUGAUGAGUCCAAACUGUAAACUGCAGAGACUGGGACUGAACAGCUGCAACCUCACACGGAGGUCCUGUGAUAUUGUGGCCUCAGCUCUCCAGUCAUCAAACUCACCCCUGAGAGAUCUGGACCUCAGCUACAAUAACCUGGGAGAUUCAGGAGUGGAGCUGCUCUGUGCUGGACUGAUGAGUCCAAACUGUAAACUGCAGAGAUUGGGGUGAGUAGUGCUGUGUACU
Molecule: messenger RNA, 2878 nt
Organism: Anguilla rostrata (American eel)
Lineage: Eukaryota; Metazoa; Chordata; Actinopteri; Anguilliformes; Anguillidae
Product: NACHT, LRR and PYD domains-containing protein 3-like
Exons: 5
Coding region: 329-2863 (844 amino acids)
Biological process (GO): intracellular signal transduction
Molecular function (GO): protein binding
Source: RefSeq, a predicted model, not a curated record